GCACCGCACCGCACGCCGCACGGCACGGGAACGGGACGACGACGCGAGAUCCACGAGACGCGGCGCGACACACAACACAACACACGGUGACCUGCGUUCGACAUGUUCCACCGGCGAUGCGGCCACCGUGUCACCCUCAGCAACAACAACUGCACCGCCACGCGCAAUUUCUCCGAGUACAAUAACGGCCUGGUGUUCAGCGCCGAGCCGCUCCAGGACGACGAGCUCUUCGAAGUCACCAUCGACAAGAAGAUCAUAUCGUGGAGCGGCAGCAUAGAAAUUGGAGUAACGAAAUGCGAUCCCGAGACCCUGGACAUACCAUCCUGUGCCAUAAACCUCCGUCACGGAUCUUGGAUCAUGACCGGCUCCGGCAUUGUUCACAACGGCGACCGCAUCGUGGAGAUAUAUGGGAUGGAUCUUACUGAUCUGGAGGAGGGGAACACUUUGGGAGUCAUGCGGACGUCCAAUCACGAGCUGGUAUUCCACAUCAACGGUGUUUCGCAAGGCGUUGCGGUCAGCAGCAUUCCGGAGCGUAUCUUUGCUGUUGUAGAUAUGUACGGUGAUUGCGUACAGGUCAGCGUUGCUCACCCGAGACUUGCCGCUUUGUGCAACGUGCCGAAAGACGAAGUCGAGAUUAAUAAUGACUACGCUGUGGGGGAGACCUCUAGUUCCUCGACAACAAAUCUAGUCGCUAACUUAAACGUUAAUCUAAGUGUCAAUGUAAACGUUAAUUUACCGAAGAAUCCAACUCCCGCCGCGAUAAGGGAGGACAGGUUGAGGUUUCACGAGAGAGUUGGCUCGUUGGUGAAGCUCUCGAACAACGCCAGGACCGCCGAGAGGCGGAGGCCGCUCGACGAGUUUAACAACGGUGUCGUAAUGACUCACAGGCCGCUGCGAGAUAAUGAAUUAUUUGAGAUACGAAUAGAUAGGCUAGUAUACAAGUGGUCGGGAAGUAUAGAGGUCGGCGUUACCACUCACAGUCCUACGGCACUGGAGUUUCCAGCGACGAUGACCAAUAUGCGUUCAGGUACAACGAUGAUGUCCGGCUGUGGUAUUCUAACAAACGGCAAAGGUACGCAACGAGAAUACGGCGAAUUCAACUUGGACGAAUUGCGGGAAGGGGACCGUGUGGGAAUGAUUAGGCAAAGUAACGGAGAUCUUCACUACUUAAUCAAUGGCCUGAAUCAGGGUGUCGCUGCUAAAGUACCGGCGGGCGUAUGGGGUGUGAUAGAUCUGUAUGGAAUGACCGUGAAAGUAACCAUUGUCGAUCGCGACGAGAGAGAAGAGCAGAAUCUAGUCACUAGGAGAAACACAUUGCAGCUACAAGGUCUAGACAGCGAAGAAGCUGGUGAAGAAGAGCUACCUGAUAGACUGAUGUUUCAUCCCUGUUGUGGGACACACGCUGACGUAAUCAACAACGGACGUACAGCGCAUAGGCCCAAUGCCAUAGACGAUUUCAAUAACGGCGUGGUAUUGACGUCGAGGCCAUUGAAGCCGAAUGAGUUGUUCGAAGUCAGACUGGACAAAAUUGUCACUAAAUGGGCCGGUUCCAUCGAGAUAGGAGUCACCACGCAUUCCCCGACGGAACUGGAAUUCCCGUUUACCAUGACAAAUGUCAGAUCUGGCACGUGGAUGAUGACGGGCAACGGCGUGAUGCACAACGGUACCACCAUGAUAGAUCAAUACGGUCAGAAUCUGGACCGUCUGCAGAUCGGCGAUCGCGUAGGCGUGAUGAGGAAGGACAAUGCGACGCUACAUUUCUACGUGAAUGGCGCCGAUCAAGGUGUAGCUGCGAUGAACGUGCCCGAGAGGGUCUACGGGGUGAUUGAUCUCUACGGGCAGGCCGCCCAAGCUACUAUAGUCGACAACGUGGACUUUUACAGUCCGACCACAAAUAAUUCGAGCUUUAGCAAUACGACGUUAUAUAGCGAUCUAAGGUUUCAUCAUGUACACGGUAAAAACGCGCGGAUUACGAACAACGGUUUAACGGCGUCCAGGCCGCGAGCCCUGGGUGAAUUCAACGAAGCUAUUGUGAUUGCGAAUCGCGCGCUACGCGAUGGCGAAAUGUUCGAGGUGACGAUAGAUAAAAUGGUUGCCAGAUGGUCCGGUGCUAUAGAAGCAGGGGUCACUGUGAUAAGACCUGAUGAAUUAGAAUUUCCGUCUACGAUGACAGACAUCGAUCACGAUACGUGGAUGCUGUCCGGGUCGACAGUAAUGCGUGACGGUGUGACGUUGCGUAACAACUACAGCUGCGAUUUGGAUAAAUUGAUGGAAGGUAAUCGGAUCGGAAUGAUGCGGUGUUCGGAUUCCUCCUUACAUUAUUUCUUGGACGGAGUGGACCAAGGUCCUGCCUGUACUGGUUUACCGUCGAACGUUUACCCAGUGAUCGACUUGUAUGGUCAAUGCGCACAGGUGACGAUCGUGUUGCCCGAGCGGAGGGACCCUUUGACGCAGCAAUACUUGCCAUCAGAGAACAGUAUUAGUCAACAGCCGACUUCGGUAAUUCAGCCUCAGGUGCAAACUGAGAUUCUACACAAGUUCCACGAGUCGGUCGGGCUGAACAUUCAACUGAACAACGACAGAACAGUGGCGACAAGGUGUAGGGAAUACAAUAAUGCUGUCUUGUUGAGCGAGGCAGCGCUGGAGAAUAACGAGCUGUUCGAGAUCGCCAUUCAGGAAGUGGCGCGUGAGUGGAGCGGUUGCCUGAGAAUAGGUGUCCUGAGUAACGAGACGGGCAAUUGGUUAACGUCGAUGAAUCUCGUACCUGGUAUGACGUCCAUUCCAAGCGACGCUUGGUACUUGACGGGUAACGAGGUGAGACACAUGGGUUUCGCGCUCGCCUCGAACUACUGUACGAGCCUGGAUUGGUUGCGGGUGGGCGACAAGAUCGGUGUAAAGCGCACGCACGAGGGCAACCUGAAGUUCUACGUAAACGGCGAGGACAUGGGCGUGGCGGCGUCCGACGUGCCGGAGAUGGUGUACGCGGUGAUCGAGCUCUUCGGCAGCACUGUGGCCGUGAACAUCACCAGCAGCAGGCAGCAGAAUCCCGCCAUAUCCCCUAACGCUAGUUUGAGACUGCAAGACUCGCUGGAACUCCUGCUGGAUCCAAUGCCGCCGAGAAACGACGCGGGAAUGGACACGUCCAUCGAUGUGUCCGAAGGGAAACUGAUUAACGAGACGACGCUCACGCCGACGCAAGCCGCCGCCACCGGUUUAACCACCAGCGACGGAGAUUGGAGCUACGAAUUCCACGAGAAUCACGGCAGGAACAUUCAGCUCGAGACAAAAACGGUCGCCAAGCGAGUGGCCAGUUACAAUCAGGGCGUAGUGAUGUCCAGUCGUCCGCUGAUAAAGGGCAAACCGUUCCAAGUUAGAAUAGAGAAGCUAAACGAACGUUGGGUAUCGAAUAUCCUUUGUGGCGUUUCUUGCAUAUCGCCGGAGAAGCAGACCAGCUUCCCGUUAACGGCGCUCGGCUUUAAGAGGCACUCUUGGAUCAUCUGCAGCGAUUGGAUAUUUCACAACGGCACGAGGGUGAAGACGAAAUACGGCGCCGGCUUGGAGAACCUUCAGUUCAACUCUAUCGUGGGCUUGCUGAUCGACGAGGACAGUCGGCUACACUUAUUCAUCAACAACGUGGAUCAGGGAGUGGCCGCGACCGAUCUACCGCCGUACGUUUUCGCCGUGAUCGAUCUGUACGGGCAGUGCGAGCAAGUGUCCAUCGCGGGAGUCAACGAGGAGCCUUCCUACUCGAAUGUUGCAAUUGACAAUGCCCUCGCGGCUCCUAUCGAAUGCGCGAGCGUGGAAACGGAGGAUGUGGAGAAUUCGCGCGAGAAAGCCGACCUGGAGUGUCACGAGAAGGAGAACGCAAUGGCGACUACCUCGUCGGAUCUCUCACCGUCUUCGACAUCGCCGAGUGUGCCGAGUCAAUGCAGCUCGAACGCCAGGGACGGCAACCUCGAGGUCGAGUACUCAUCCUUCGGUAAUAAUAAUAGCGCUAAUGUGGCGAAAAAUAGCGUAGGCAUUAAAGCGACAUCGAGUAUCGACAGUAACAACUCGGACUCGGGCUCGGAGCUCAGCAACGAGCGAAGUGUCUGGACCAAGGCGUACCUGGACAACGUUGUGCUGCCAACGUUGAACAAGCAGCCCGAGAACAAUUCGAGCGAGUCGAAUCUCGACGCGGAGAAUCGCGCCUUAUGUACAAACGUAGAGAUAAACAACGCGACUAACAUUAACAUACAGAAAGGCAUGGUCGCCAGCGCGAGUAACAUGACCAGCUUGAACGCGGCGAUCACCGCGGCGAACGCCAACAACGCGAUUAACGAAAGCAUAGCGUCCAAUAGUCAAGUCAAUAUUGUAAGCAGCACGCAGCAGAACAAUUUGUCGGAUCUUCCCAACAACGUUUGCGCCGGCUUCCACGAGUCGCGGCCCUACGCGACGAGUCGGGACAACAUCCGGGACAACUCCUUCAACGGGAACAUACCUCCGAGCCAGAACAUAACGGCCAAUCAACGGGAUGUGCCGUAUAAUGCGUCCUCGGUACCAUUUAUGCCGUCGUCGUUACCGUCCACUCCACUCGGGUCCACCGUCGUCGCGUCGUCCAGGAAGUGUGACUAUCUGAAGGUGUGCAUGCAGCUGAAGAAGUCACUCGUUCUGCCAGACGAGUUUUUCUCCACUGAUGAGAUACUGUGCUACUGCAGCGCGUGCUACAAAGUGGACGGCGACAAUGCGAUCUGCAAGAAGGGUGAGCCGCCGGCGGAAUUCGCGAUACCGGUCGGCUGGGCCAGGUUCCCACUGAAGCAGAGCAUCAAUGCCAAUCAGAUCCCACAGAGCACGACGGACAAGUGGCACGUUGCGUUUUAUGGCAUACGUCUGGACGCGAUAAGAUUGAUCCUGGAUAGAGGAGAGCUAAUGACCAAAGAGCAACUGGACCUGAGUAACUUGACAGCGGGCACAAAGAGCGAGGAUCAGAAUCCCCAAGUGUCGUUUUCGCCUAGCAUCAAGUAUGCCGCGUCCGACGAAUUCACGAGAAAGUACCCAUAUAUCGAUAUGCAGUCGAAUAAGAAACUGAACGCAUCGACCGCGUUCCAAUUGCUAGUGAGACCCGGCUCGUAUACGAUCAGUCCCGGCGACAAGGACAGUACCGAUCUGCAUUGCGAGUCCAGCAAGUGGGCCACCAAGGAAGCCGGAGCCACGGUGAUCGUCGCUCUGCUCGUUCACCUGGACGGAUUUUAAUCCGUGCCCCAUUUCCGAAAGUGUUUUCCGUGAACGUGUGUUUUCCCGUCACGUUUGUGCGCAUCGAGCACUCCCGCAAUCGGACCGUGACUGUUUGUACAUACAAUGUGCCGUUCGUUAACAGGAACUGUGGUAAGAGACUCUCGAGAUCGAUAUAUUUCAAUUCCGUCGAAAUCGCGCUGUAUAUUUAUGUUAGACUCCGCGCAAGUUCCCUCGUGUGCGCUUAGCCGUUAAUGGACCUUACCAAAAGAUUUAUGUGCUCGAGGUUUUAAUGAUCUUUUAACGUUUAAUGCUUAAACUGUACAGUAUGGAUGAUUAUAUAAUAUAGCUACGUUUAUUUACAUAUAGAAUCCAAUAGGAAAGGGUUCGUUGUAGAUUCGCUGGUUAGCUAUAUGACAAUUUUGUGAUGCACUGUAAAAGACUUUUAAUUAGCGUAAGUUUUAAACGUUUUAUCACACAUGUGUCACAUGUACUGUCGCUAGACUGGCCUAAGUUAAUGCUCACGAGAACAAAUGGUGUGUGAAAUACAUGGUAUUAUUAUACGGUGAUGAUAUUUGCCGUCUUGUGCGAAGAGAACACAGUAUUUUUGACGCCCGCGCUUCACGCCUAAUCGAUAUACCAAAUCUGUAUUGUAUCGCAUUAGUAAGUAAAUCUCAAGACACGACACAAUUUUUUUAACGCACUCUUCUGCAGCAUAUUCGAUAGGAAAGAAAUCGUGUAAUAUGUCUAUGUUGUAGAAAUAAAUGCAAGUGCAAUUCGCAUUGCGAAA
Temnothorax curvispinosus is the source of this 6001-nucleotide messenger RNA. RefSeq names its product neuralized-like protein 4 (gene Neurl4). NCBI's taxonomy places the organism in Eukaryota, Metazoa, Arthropoda, Insecta, Hymenoptera, Formicidae. Gene Ontology annotation, molecular function: ubiquitin protein ligase activity. Bases 103 to 5232 code for a protein of 1709 amino acids. The transcript is spliced from 13 exons. The record is from RefSeq and is a predicted model, not a curated record.